AAGCCCAGUUUCCGCUCUAGAGGCGCAGGGCGGGGCUCCGGCUCGUGCGGUACGUAGUACGUGUGCUUUACAGCCUCCACAGCGGCUAGCUUGCGACUAAUAAACCGACGCAAAAGCUGCAAUUAGAAUCAUGGUGCUGCUUGAAAAUGACACGUUUCUCACAGAACUCACACGGCUGUUCCAGAAGUGCAGAACAUCUGGCAGUGUUGUCAUCACGUUAAAGAAGUACGACGGGAGGACAAAACCAACACCCCGAAAGGGCCACGCCGAGUCCUUUGAACCAGUAGACAACAAAUGCCUCGUCAGGGCAUCUGAUGGCAAGAAGAAAAUUAGCACAGUGGUCACCACCAAAGAAGUAAUCAAGUUUCAAAUGGCAUACUCCAAUCUCCUCAGAGCUCACAUGGAUGGACUUAAGAAGAAAGAUAAGAAAAGCAAAGGCAAGAAAACCAAAGCCACCCAAUGACCGACUGACUCAGUAACAUAACAAUGGGUACCUAAACGGGCCUGUACGAUCCUACGGAACAGCAAGAGCCUCCACCUGGUGGGUCGCUGCAUCUCGCUUUGGACCGAUUCACCCGAGGCCUCGGAAUCGCUGCUCAACCACCCGGGGACUGCUUUGAUUAUUGUGCCAUUGUUUGCAUGGUAAUGUCUCAUCCCUGGCAUUCUGGUGCCAGUGGAAGUCUGUAACGGAAACCUCGAGGAUUUCCUCUAACUCGUACAGGUCAACAUUACUGAAUCGCCACCAUUUCUCCUUUGGAACCAGGUCAUCAACAGCUGUGACACCUGUGACGGCAAAUCCGCUGAGCCCGAUGAUUACCCGCCUUUAAUGCUAUUUAAGUGUUAGGUCCAUUAUAUUUACAGCUGAUCUGUGACCACAGAGGCUGUUUUGAUUUGAUCUCUUUACCUUCAGAAGAAGUCAUUGAAGUUUUGUAUACUGUUUUUUUUAAUUGUGUUUAUUAAUUGCAUAAGCAAUGAAUUUACCAAGUUGCUUUAAACUAAAUCACGGCAGAUUUGACUAGAUUUUUUUUUUGUAUUAGACUAGAUAUUGUAGACAUUUACUUUAUUUAAUCAUUUUAUUUGACUUCCUAAAGCACAAUGGAUAUUUUUGUUUUAAAUUAUCAUACCAAACUAUAAACUGUCCGUCUUAAAUCGUUGAACCCAAACAAAAUGUAUUAUUUAGGUUAAUGUGGGUAAUUUAAAUAUGAAUUAGAUUUCUGAAUGAUGACUAAUGUUAAAUGCAGAUUUUAUUGAAAGCCAUUUUCUAAGUUAAUAUAAAGACGGACCAAGUUAGACGAACAUUUUUGUUAAUCACAAUUGCAAGGCGGGUGUAAUGACAGCUGGUAUGUGCUGUCGGCCGUUUGAAUCAUGCUGCCGGGUCCUGACCUCAUGGAAGAGGACGCCAGCACAAGAUACGUGCAGAAAUAAAGUGCUCCGUUGAAAGUCA
Molecule: messenger RNA, 1444 nt
Organism: Gasterosteus aculeatus aculeatus (three-spined stickleback)
Lineage: Eukaryota; Metazoa; Chordata; Actinopteri; Perciformes; Gasterosteidae
Gene: srp14
Product: signal recognition particle 14
Biological process (GO): SRP-dependent cotranslational protein targeting to membrane
Cellular component (GO): signal recognition particle, endoplasmic reticulum targeting
Molecular function (GO): endoplasmic reticulum signal sequence receptor activity; 7S RNA binding
Source: RefSeq, a predicted model, not a curated record